UAGUCACUCUCCAUCGGACAAUUCACUUCAUCUUUCGAUCUCAGCUGUCAUCCGAGCGCAAAACACAUCCACUGCUCUCAUAGCCAAUGCAUCGAGGGGAGUCUAGAGACUUAACGGAUACCCUUACGCAUGAGACCUGAAUGGCGAAACAGACCCGCAUUGUUCGGAGUGUGAUAAGAGCACCGUCGUGUAUUCCCUACGGUGUGGUGUUCGCAGCAUUCGAGAUCGAUACGGGCACUCACUCAGCAACCAGCAACCAGCAGAGAGCAGCUUGCCGUAUUGCCUUGCCAAGCCUCGGGCAGGGUAACCAAACGGGCAGAUGGCGCUCCCCGAAGAGGGAGACAAAACGCCCUCCAAUCUCAGCCUCGGACGAUCUGAUUCGAUCAGCCCCCAAAUCCGACUCUCCUGGCAUACCAGAAGGGAUACUGCGCUUCUUCCAGCCAGCAACGCGGGAGCAGACACAACAGACAUACGGCAGUUUGAAGACAUCGACCGUAUUCGCCAAUGUUAUUGUUAUAAAUGUCCAGCAAGACCGUGCUUCACUCGGACUGCACCUAAAACCUCAUUUGACGUUGAUAUUUGCGGCCUGCAGGUCCUCCCCUCCCCGUCGUCUUUUUUGCUUUUCUUCAUCUCAUUCACAUUGCGUCUUGAUCGGAUCGGGGAGCCGCCUUCCAUCGUCACGGUCCUCCGUCGAACAAGACUAAGGCCUCAGCCCUCAGGGAACAGCGUGACAGCAUCAUCCUGGAAUCUCAUCGCCAAUCUGAAACGUAAACGAGCCUUUCGUGGGCGAGAGCAUUGGAGCAAAAUCUUUUUGAUGGGGCUUGUUCAUAUGAGCAGACGAUCAUGGGGAAUUUGAUUAAUAUCUGCAAAGUACGGAUACAACUGCACUACGGAUAUAGCUGCGC
Molecule: messenger RNA, 905 nt
Organism: Colletotrichum phormii
Lineage: Eukaryota; Fungi; Ascomycota; Sordariomycetes; Glomerellales; Glomerellaceae
Exons: 1
Coding region: 141-704 (187 amino acids)
Source: RefSeq, a predicted model, not a curated record